AUGGACGGCAACAUACGUAUUUGGUACGCGGAGGGGCGCGCCUCUGAACCUCUGCUGUACGACGAGGUCAGAGAGGCGGCGGGCGACGUCGAUGAACCUUUUGCCCGCUUCCUAAUCUCUCGCUGUAUGCGUCUGGGCCAUCAACCCCUGCCCAUCGAGCUUCAAUACUUGUCUGGCGGUCCUCAUCUUGGCCAAUGGUUGUUGAGGUGCAAAUACAAUCAUCCCGCCGAUGCCUUCGGGGAAGGUGAACUGAACGAGCCUGUCUCCACGGCGUUGAGCUACUCCGAGCGCUCGCGACUUGAGGAGUACCGUGAAUCGCUGCAUCUCACCCGCGACCGCCCCGUUACCCCUCGCAAGCCCGGACGCAACACUUCCAUCAAAUCGACUCGCAAGCCUUCGGACAAAGUUACAUCUACGCGCAAGCCCCGCCGCAAGAAGUCCUGCCCCGUAGUGAAGAUGUUGCUUGGGGAUUGCCCGGCGUCUCCUUCCGCUUCGGCUUGGCGGACUGCGCGCUUGCAAGACCACCGUAAUGCUAGUACGCCAACCAAGGCCCGACGCCCCUCCUCCAGCGCAUCUCUACAGAGGUCCAGCUCACCUAUCCUGAUUUCAUCCGACGAGGACGGCUACGGUCUCCCGCCAUCGUCGCCGCCGAGCUCGCGCUUCUCGCGCAACUCUUCACCCGGACCUUCUGCUCUUCCUCCGCGCUCUUCUUCGCCUAUCAACAUCAGCAGUGACGAAGGAGAAGACCAUGAAUUCGAGUCGUCCGGCCGUAUCUUCAUCUGGUUGUUCCGCGAGAAUAAUACGGAUCCGGAGUUGAUCGUCUUACCCCGCUUCAAGGGCGUCCCAUACGUAGAGAUGGCGCACUACUGGAUUCAAUGGCAACAACGCGAAAUGAAGUUCACCGACGACGUGCGAGUCCUGAAGGUCCGACGCGCUCCGGAGCACGACGAAUGGGAACAAUGCAAGCUCGGCUCACUCGCUGUACGCCAAGGGACUACUGAUCUUGUCUUGUCUCUCGCCCGUGUGAAGUCGUGGAACAAAUCUUUAGAGAACGCGCGCGAACACGCGUACGACGGCAAAAUUACGUUUUGA
This is a messenger RNA of Peniophora sp. CBMAI 1063, 1092 nucleotides long. Lineage: Eukaryota; Fungi; Basidiomycota; Agaricomycetes; Russulales; Peniophoraceae. The record is from the annotation of a GenBank genome assembly.